ACUCUAAACAGAAAUCCAGCUUCCUCACUUCUCUGUUCUGUCCUCAUUCUGGUAGCAGGCUGACCGCGACAGUUUGGUGCAGCUCUCUCGCUCUCUCUCUUGCUGUCUCUUUGUCUCCAUGACAACAGACUGUCACAAAGACAGCGCACUGACCACACACCUGAGAUCAGGAAGAAGGAAGCGCUUGGUCCCGCCUAUGCCUGGCUCUCUAAGGAAUUCAGGAGGUGCCUUAACAGCCAGCAAGAGAUCAGAGAGAAACUGAAAGACAGCGCAGAAGAGGAGAGGGAGGGAAGAGAAGAUGAGAAAGUGACAAGUUGGAUUGUUGCUUUGAGUGGUGGAAGAAGAACGAGAAGCAAAGCCGAGACUGCACGUCCCAUCAUCCCACAGGCCCCAGAUCUGAUUGGAUGGUUUUGUCAGAAUGACAGCCGAAGAUCCUGCUUCCUCCUCGACCAUGAGCAAUAACGCUGCCCCUUCCAAACCCUCUGGUGCCUCCCACCAUUCCCUCCAUGGGCAGAUCAACAUCCCCGAGGGUGUUGCAGGAGCUCCCAACGAGGCUGCACUGGUGGCCUUGAUGGAGCGCACGGGCUACACUAUGGUGCAGGAAAACGGUCAACGCAAAUACGGCCCCCCUCCAGGUUGGAGUGGUCAAUCUCCUCCUCGGGGAUGUGAAAUCUUUGUUGGCAAGAUCCCACGAGACGUUUAUGAGGAUGAGUUGGUUCCAGUGUUUGAGUCUGUAGGACGCAUCUACGAGAUGCGUCUGAUGAUGGACUUUGAUGGGAAAAACCGAGGUUACGCAUUUGUGAUGUACACAGAGAAGCACGAGGCCAAGAGGGCCGUGCGGGAGCUGAAUAACUAUGAGGUGCGGCCAGGGCGGCUGCUGGGGGUCUGCUCCUCUGUGGACAACUGCCGUCUUUUCAUUGGUGGCAUUCCCAAAACCAAGAAGCGUGAGGAGAUCCUGGAGGAAGUCUCCAAGGUGACGGAAGGCGUGUUAGAUGUGAUAGUUUAUGCCAGCGCUGCAGACAAGAUGAAGAACCGUGGCUUUGCCUUUGUAGAGUAUGAGUCACAUCGUGCAGCCGCCAUGGCUCGCAGGAAGUUGAUGCCGGGGCGUAUUCAGCUGUGGGGCCACCAGAUUGCAGUAGACUGGGCGGAGCCAGAAAUUGAUGUAGAUGAAGAUGUGAUGGAAACAGUGAAGAUUCUCUAUGUCAGAAAUCUAAUGAUGGAAACAAGCGAGGAGACAAUUAGACAGGUUUUUAGCCAGUGGAACCCUGGAUGUGUGGAGCGUGUGAAGAAAAUCCGCGAUUAUGCUUUUGUCCACUUUACAUCCCGGGAUGAUGCUGUUCUUGCUAUGGACAACCUCAAUGGUACAGAGAUAGAAGGGUCCUGCAUCGAGGUGACACUUGCCAAACCAGUAGAUAAAGAGCAGUACUCGCGCCAGAAGGCCUCCAAAGGUGGCGUUUCUGCCACCCCAGAAGCUACUCAGCAGAGCUACGUUUAUCAGUGUGACCCCUACACAUUGGCUUACUAUGGUUAUCCCUACAACACCCUCAUUGGACCGAACAGAGACUACUUUGUGAAAGGAUCCCCAAUGAUACAGAACAAUGCAGGUACUAUGAGAGGUCGUGGUCGUGCUGCUGCAGGUAAUCGUACCCCUGGGCCGCGUGGGUCAUACCUCGGAGGUUACUCUGCCGGUCGUGGUAUCUACAGCCGCUACCACGAGGGCAAGACCAAGCAGCUUGAAAAGUCCUAUGAGCUGAUGCCCAGUCUGGAGCUUGCUGCCUCUGUCAACCCAGUUGGCAUCAAACCUGGCACAAUGGCAUUGCCUGCACUAGGUGCACAGUACCCAGUGUUCAGUGCCGCUCCUGCUGCCAAGCUGAUGGAGGAGGGGAAAGUGCACACAGUGGAACAUCUUAUCAGCCCUCUGGCCAUGCAACAUCCCGAACACACCACUGCCUCUGCUGCUGCCGCUGCUGCCACAGUCCUACCCGCCGUGUCAACACCUCCACCUUUCCAGGGCCGUCCAAUCACUCCUGUGUAUGCUAUGGCCCAUAAUGUACAGCGCAUCCCCACAGCCGGCGGCCUGUAUGGAGCUGGUUACGUUCCCAUCACAAACUACGCUGCCAACACAGCAGCGCUGGCUGCUCUUCAGAAAAACGCAGCUGUGGCAGCUGCCGCAUACGGAGGCUACACCGGCUAUGCCAUGCCACAGGCCUUCCCCGCCACGGCCUUCCAGCUGCCCAUCCACGAUGUCUACCAGACAUACUGAUUAGGAGGCUCGCGCCAAGUAAUCCAGCCUGUGACUGAAUGACAUCUCAGCGGUGUGUGUCCCUCAACACAGAAGCAUCUCAUGAACUGAAGCUCCAAGGGAGCUUGUAGAAAAUAUUAAGAGCAAAGGCUGUGACAAGAUGACAUCUUCUAUUUUGUUGCUGUCAUCCUCAGUUUAUCCAGAAACAGAUAAGAUGACCAUCUCACUUAGGCUGUCACUUUUUUAAAUAUUUUUUAGCUGUUCAUAUCAUCAUAAACAUAGAAUACACCUUCCUCCUCUCCACCGAUAACAACAACUCUCCAUAAAACACCUUCACUUUCUGCCUGAACCCUGCUGUGUUGUUGCUAUGGCAACGGGGCACUGAAGGUACAUUCAAGUAUUUAUGAAGAGAAGAUGCAUAUUUAAAGUUUUAGUGUUCAUAGGCCUCUCUAGUUUUUUUAUGGUGGUAUUUGUUCUCAGAAAAAGACCUUUACAUCAGAAAGUGUAAAAACAAAACAGAGAGCAAAGCGAGUUUAAAGGAAGUAAAUGUACAACAGGAACUACUGAUAAAAGAGGAUUCCACUAUCUUUGGAUGUAGGCUACUAAUAUUUUGAAGCUUUUUUUCAUUAUUAUUAUUAUUAUUAAUAAUAUAUAGUAUUUUAGACAGUUCCACAUGCUGUAGGUGAUGCUGCCAGUUCAUGCUGGUUGAACUGGUUGAAUGUGUGUGUUUUGAACAUGCUUGUUUGGUACUUUUUGGUUCAUUUAGUUUAACUUUGUUUUAGACAUUUUAAAUGAAGGUUUUAAAUGUUUCAGGUAUGUCUUAGUUUGUAUACUUUUGUGUUCCUGGUUUAAUUUACUGAAACAUUUUUUUUGUUGUUUAUUAUGUCGACAGCUUAUUUUGACAGAAUCCUUAUGGGAGAAAAACAUGAAAGAGAACUGUAAAGACAUUAUGUGCAUGCAUAUAAUCCCCAUCUUAAAAUACUUUGCUGGUGGGGAUUAAGACUGAAUAGAUGUCCCUCCCCCCCCUUGUUAACGUAUUUUAUUGUUGUUUUUAACUUUUGUAUGGUGAACAAAUAUGGGGAGAAAUUUAACAUUUUUCUAUAAGGACUAGGGCACUCCCAUGUUUGCCAAAACUAACCAAAACACUUUAUGUACUCCUGUGUGACAACUUUGGAAAGACUCUUUGUGCCUGACUACAGUGCCUUACAUCCCCAUAUGGUUGGUACAAGUCAAUGCUUUUCACUGUGCCUUUCACUUCAAUGUGCUUUGACUUACUGUACUGUGGUAGUCAGAUGUGAUGAGGCUGCCUUUCCAUUGUUGUCUCUCUGCUGAAAGCGCCUACAUUAACACUCCCAAGUCUCCUCUUCAUUUGUUGUCCUCCAAACUGCCGCUGACCAAGGUGCACUUACACAUAUUUAUAACAGGCAAAAGUUUGCCACUUUAAGAUGAAGAGAUAUUAAAUGCAGAGCAUGUACUUGAGGGUGGACAUGAGUCAUUUGACUGUUUGGGGUUUUUUUUUCAGUGUUUUUAUCUCUAAAAGUUUUUCUUUACAGAUAAAGAAGAGCAUAUAGAAUAAGCCUUUUGAAUGUUUAGCUGCUACUGGCAACAUUCUCCAGUGUGCUGGAAAGAAUUGUAAAAAUGAACUUUUUUCUAAUAACCGCUUGAUUACCAGUUGCAAACAGGCAAGGGGCAAAAGAAAAUAACAUGCACACUGAAAAUCAUCAGUUAACUGAACACACACUUUUGGGCUUUGUGAAGCAACAGUGCUACCCACCACACUCCUGUGUUUCCAUGUUUCAAAACACCUGAUUGAAAUGAAUGAGCCAUUUAGCAGAACCUGAUAAACUGUUGGAUCCAUUUAAUUUGAAUCAGGCGUGUUGAAGCUGGGAAACAUCUAAAACCUCUCGGGACCGCAGUUGUCCACCCCUGCCCUAGAGCAGUACCUCACCCGGAAAUAUUCACGUGGCCUUGCCAUGUUUGAACUGCAACCCUUGAACUCCUUUAAGUCACUCUCACCAGCAGUAACACAUAUAUCAAAACAUAUAAAACUUUUUUUGUUUUUCUUGUCUUUGAGCCCAGUUUUUAUUCAGUGUAUUUUACAUUAUUUUCUAGCCAAUUCUUUUAUUUUGGAUAGCACACAUUGAAAUGGCAUCAUGGUUGAGAUAAGUUAUUACGCUGAAAACUGGAAAGUAUAACCAUAUUUGUAUGAAUUUUUAUCUCACUUCAUCUCUUGUAUUUUCUCUCCACUGAAACUGGAUUUUAAGUAGAGAACUAACUACUGUUAACAGCUUUUAUUAUGAUGACAAUAAGUCUGGAUUUAUAUAUUUAAUAUAUGCAUUACAUUUGUUGUGUCCUGUAUGAAGUGAAAAGAAAAGGUAUAAUAUAUUCAGAAAUGUAUUUCUUUUCCUUAUUUACACCUUGUGUAGGGAUAAAACUCAGAGUAACAAAAGUAGAAAAAGCAUUUUCUUGACCUUUUUUUUCUGUUAACGCCAAAGUAAUGAAUAGUUUUUAAACAGAGAAGUUUAUUUUGCUUUUGUUAUCAGUUAUAUACUUGGUGUUAUAUAAAUGGGAACACAAAGAACCUUUAAGUUUAGCUGCAUGUAGCAGUUUCAGUAAAGAUUAUAGCUGGCACACUGAGGUGUUACAACCCACGGGAACUUUGAGCUGGUGCUGUUGCAACUCUGCGUGUCAGUUGUGGCUAAACUACCGAAGGUCCAACAAUGAUUUAGCAGCAAUUAAGAUUUGACAUGUAAAAAGGCAAAUAACUGCAUCCUUGUAAUUCUGCCUUCCACUCCGAACUCUUGCUUUACUUUAUUUUACUUGCAUUAAACUCACACUGCAGCAGCAGCGGAUGAAGGUGUCACGGCUGUAGAGUGGAACUACAUAUGCUGAGUCUCAUAAUAGGGGUUAUCAUUUAAACUCUUCCAGAUAUGUGCCUUAUUGACAAGAUGUUGUCUUUGCUACUACUUUCUAUCUUAAAAGAAAAACUGCCUCAUUGGUUUGUAUCUGCAUUGUCAUAUUUAUAGUGAUAAACUUCAGCAAAUAAAGUGUUUUUGAGAGGA
This is a messenger RNA of Melanotaenia boesemani (Boeseman's rainbowfish), 5304 nucleotides long. RefSeq names its product RNA binding motif protein 47 (gene rbm47). The record is from RefSeq and is a predicted model, not a curated record. Bases 419 to 2263 code for a protein of 614 amino acids. Lineage: Eukaryota; Metazoa; Chordata; Actinopteri; Atheriniformes; Melanotaeniidae. The transcript has 8 exons. Gene Ontology annotation, molecular function: mRNA binding. Gene Ontology annotation, cellular component: nucleus.